Heteronotia binoei (common prickly gecko) is the source of this 1095-nucleotide messenger RNA. RefSeq lists its product as uncharacterized. The record is from RefSeq and is a predicted model, not a curated record. Lineage: Eukaryota; Metazoa; Chordata; Lepidosauria; Squamata; Gekkonidae. The transcript has 2 exons. Gene Ontology annotation, biological process: deoxyribonucleotide biosynthetic process. The coding region runs from base 1 to 1095 and encodes 364 amino acids. Gene Ontology annotation, molecular function: ribonucleoside-diphosphate reductase activity, thioredoxin disulfide as acceptor. Gene Ontology annotation, cellular component: cytosol.
AUGGCAUUCAUCCACUGCGGCUCAGAAGAGUGUGUGAAGUCAGAGCUUGAACUGUUCCAGAUAGCCCUGACACAAACUUGCAUCGAGAAAAGCCUGUAUAUCGAAGUCCCACCCCUAUCAGCCCUUACAGGAUCUGCGCCUCUAGACUUCUACAUAGCUGGUAAUGGGGAAGAUUACAUCGAUAUAAACAAUACACUCCUCUACAUGAAAAGCAAAAUUACUCGAGAAGAUGGCACAGUCCUCCCUGCUGACGCUAGAGUGGCACUGGUGAACUACCCGAUAGCAUCCAUAUUCAGUCAGCUGGAUGUGACCGUCGGAGAUCAGCUGAUCAGCCAGAGCAAUAAUUGCUACCCCUAUAGGGCAAUGAUUGAAACUCUGCUCAAUUACAGCAGGGAAACCCUAGCCACACAAUUUUCAGUGGGUGGUUUUUAUAAGGAUAUGGCUGGCCAGCUCAAAUCCACCAUCCUGACAAACCCCGUCAGCAAGGGGUUUGCCAAGAGAGCAGAACUAAUGGCCAAGAGCAGGGCUAUAGACCUUUUAGGGCAUCUCCACGCAGACAUAUUUUUUCAAGAAAAACCGCUACUAAAUGGAGUGGAUGUGAAAAUCAAACUAACCCGCAGCAGGGACACCUUCUGCUUGAUGAGCGGUGUGGGAGACAGGACACGUUUUAAGCUCCAGAUGGAUUCAGCCUUCCUCUUUGUGAAAAAAGUGAGGGUGUCCCCGGGUGCCCGACUGGCCCAUGCUGAAGCACUGAUGAUCUCCACAGCAAAAUACCCUGUGGACCGUGUCAGCCUGCAACUUCCCAAAAUGGUGGUCGUGGCUCUGGUGUACAAUGAUGCUUUCAGCAGCGGCUUCACCAAAAACCCUUUCCACUUUAAAGAUUUCAACAUUAACUUUGCAGCCCUAUAUGUGGACAGGGAGCAGAUCCCCCCCAAACCCUUCCAGCUCAACUUUGCCGCGGGGAACAACGUGAGAGAAUACAUGAGUUUGGUGCAAAUGGCGGGGAAGCAUCUUCAGGAUAGACCGCUCCUAAUAGAUCAUGACGAGUAUUGGAACGGGUACACUCUGUUUGCCUUUGACCUCUCUCCCGAUUAG